Molecule: messenger RNA, 309 nt
Organism: Parnassius mnemosyne (clouded apollo)
Lineage: Eukaryota; Metazoa; Arthropoda; Insecta; Lepidoptera; Papilionidae
Source: the annotation of a GenBank genome assembly
AUGUGGCGCCUUCAGCUAAGUUGGGACAAACCCGUUCCACCUGAGGUCGCUCACCAAUGGCAUAACUUUAUCUCUGAAAUGCAACAUGUUAAACAGAUUAAACUGACUCGUAGAGUUACACAUGAUGACGCCAAGAGUUACCAAUUGAUUGGGUUUUGUGAUGGCUCUUCAAAGGCAUAUGGAUGUUGUGUAUACUUGAGGACAGUUCGUGCCAACCAUUUUAACACGCAUCUGUUGAUUGCAAAAUCAAAAGUUGCACCCCUAAAACCACUAACGGUUAACCGUCUAGAGCUUUGCGUGUCCUUCUAG